Molecule: messenger RNA, 3553 nt
Organism: Cloeon dipterum
Lineage: Eukaryota; Metazoa; Arthropoda; Insecta; Ephemeroptera; Baetidae
Product: DDB1- and CUL4-associated factor 5
Exons: 10
Coding region: 196-2130 (644 amino acids)
Cellular component (GO): Cul4-RING E3 ubiquitin ligase complex; cytoplasm
Molecular function (GO): protein binding
Source: RefSeq, a predicted model, not a curated record
AGGUGUUGUGUUGAAGUUGAAUGUGUUGACGAGCCUCUUGCUUCUUGUCCAUCGGUAACACACAAAUCGGAGUAAUAUUGUUGUCGUGAGAUUCACGGGCACGGAUUCGUCGUGUAGAAUUCGGUCCACGGGCAGUCGAGGCCUGUUUGGUGGGUGUCGGACAGUGCGUAUUACGGACAGGACAACAACACGACGAUGGCCGCGUGGAGGAGGGCCAACCCAGUCAACUUCUUUCUCGGCCGUGCAGAGUCCGGCCAUCCGAGGCUGCUGGCACGCGAUUUCCUCAGGUGCAAGAUCGGCACGGCCAGACCCUGGUACAGGAAGGACCUUUUCUCGCACUACGGAUGCGUUAACGCCAUCGAGUUCUCAGCCGAGGGAGAUCUCCUUGUCUCAGGUGGGGAUGACAGGAGAGUGCUGCUAUGGAAAAUGCAUGACAUCAUGGAGGUGCGGGAACGGCCGGCGCGGCCUGCCGUCAUGAACACGGAGCAUGGCAGCAACAUUUUCUGCCUCAGCCUCAGCAGCGACAACAAGAGCAUUUUUUCCGCUGGAAAUGACGAGACUGUGAUCAUACACGACGUCGAAACGGGAGCCUCCGUUCGGUGUUACAUGCACGAAAAACCCGUCUACUGCAUUUCCUUGAACCCGAGCAAUGACGACAUCUUCUGCAGUGCCAGUGACGACGGCAGGGUUCUCAUUUACGACGUCAGGAAAGAGCCAAGUGAAGGAGAGGCGUUGAUUCUUGCGUCAAGCACCGGUGCCUACCACGGAGUGAUGUACAAUCCCACGGAACCGGCUCUGGUGGCUACUGCCAACGCAAAAACGGGCCUCAGUCUGUACGACGUGCGGAAACCCAAACAGCCUUUGGUGCAGUACGGAGAAAACAGGAACGAGAGCUGCAUGAGCGUGCGCUUCAACCAGCGGGGCACGCACUUGCUCGGCCUCAGGAGACGCCGGGAGGCUGUUCUCUACGCGACGGUCUCGGCCAAGCCUGCAGCCACAUUCGACAAUCCAGGCUACUACAACUCCUGCACCAUGAAGAGUUGCACUUUUGCUGGGCCAGAUGACGAUUUUGUCCUCUCCGGCUCGGACGAUUUUAAUUUGUAUUUGUGGAAAGUUCCUUACGUCGACACCGAUGACUUUGCUGCUGUUACAAAGGCCAUUUAUACUUUGAGCGGCCACAGAUCGAUAGUGAACCAAGUGCGCUACAACUCUGCCUACAAUCUCAUCGCUUCCUCGGGCGUCGAAAAAAUAAUCAAACUGUGGAGUCCGAUCGAAUUUCCUGAACAUUGUGAAGACCCCGACAAGCUUGUUCUGAAGCAGCCCAGGAAGAUGUACACACACGAUGAAUAUAUUCGGCUUGUUCUCCAAACCGGACAAUUUAUGUCGCACGAUUACAGCGAGCAAAACACAGAAGAAGAUCCACGCAUGAUGGCGUUUUUCGAUUCCUUGGUCCAGAGAGAAGUGGAUGGCUGGAGUUCUGAAGAGGACGGCGAAAAAAUUAAUUCAGACAAAGAUUCGGCAAAUAAUGAUUCUUCAGAUGAAUGCACCCUAUUCUGCAUGGGAUUCAGGAAAAAGCUAAGACGGAGGGAGAUGAGAAACAUUUUGAGAGACAGCCAAGCUUCCACUCACGACGCCAACAGCAGAAUGGCACUGUUAAUCAACAGGAAGAGGAAAACCCUGAGGCGGAGUCGGCGGCACAUGGCCCGCAGGCAGGCGGCAGCGUUGCUGCGGGAAGCGCGGUUGAAGUCACCGACAGUGGCGAACGGCUGGCCGAACGGGUUGCAACCCGUGGCGGGCCCUUCGUCCAACGGACAGCGAGAGUGCGAGUGCGGAACAGUGCUGGACGAUUUGGAGGAGAGUUCGGAGGAGGAGUCGCCAGUGCGGAAAAUGCCAAAGUCGGUUGUGCACGUGGUUGGGGCGGGUGCCAAGGGCAACGGUCUGUCCGUGGACAGGGGGCCGGACGUGCGGCACGUGGACAGUGGGGUGGAGCUGAACAGCAGCAGCGGCAGUUCGCACCACAAAUCGUCGACGCAGCACCGCAGCAGGAGCGAGCGCAAGCCCAACAAGCGCGAGGCCCGCAGGAGGCGCGACUCGACCCCUUCCACCGACUCCUCAGACUCGAAUUGCUGAUUGUGAGGGCCACUCGAUCUGAAAUUGUGAUCUUAUAUUCGUCUUAAGCGGAGCUGAAUGGACUGAUAGUUUUUAUUUAUACCUCUUCAAACGCACGGCACAAUACCAAAAACGUUUCUAUCAAAUCGUCUUCUCUUUUCAAUCUCUCAUGUUCCUUAUUUUUUAGAAAUAAAUGUGAUUCUGAUGCGUGUGCGACUAACGUGUACAUUCUUACUUCAAAAUAUGUGUAAGACAUUAUAUCAAAGAAAACUAUGUUCGUAAAACAAACCGUGCAAAUUUCUUUGAUGGAGCAUUUUGCAUCUUUUUUUCCCAGGAAAGUUGUUGAAUUUUUUUAAAAUAUCAUAAUGAAGCUAGAUUUUAUGUUAUCUAUCUUGGAGCUACUGAAUUUCCUCACAGAAAAUAUUUCGGUCAGAAAUUUUUGGAAAAAUCCCAAUCUGCAAAAAUUGCCGCAGAGCUCAGAACAGUUUCCAAACCUGUUAAUUUUUUUAUCCGACCACCUUUUUGAGAAUAGGUCAUAUUUUUAAAAUCUAACCAUAAAAAAAUUCAAGAUAACUUUGUACAGACUUAAAAUUUUAUUAAGAAAAUUUAUGAUUUAGAAAUAGUUUGACUAUCUCUUGCUGCCAGUCCUAUUGAGAUCCCUGAUGGCCUGCGACGCUGGGCCUUGAAGCACUUUUCUUGAAAGCCGAAUAAUUCCAGACACAGGAUCUCGGCCAAAGAAUUUGACUUGGAUUUCUUGGCCUUCUUCUAAGCCUAAAGCGCUCGGAUGAGAAAUCUGCAAACACGCACAUUAAUAAAUAAAUCAAUCAAGACGUCUGUUAAUACUUUUCUCUGGUCAAGCUGAGAAUUGUGGAGGAGACAAGGCGUCAUUCCAGGGUACAAGGUAACCAUGACUCCGCUCUCCCUGAGCUCGACGAUUUUGGCAGUGUAGAUGGCGCCGAACUCGAGCUCUGGCUCCCUCGGCGCCUCCAUUUGCUUCUCCAUGUACUCCUUGGCUUCGUCGACGGCACUUUGGUUCGGUCCGAAAAACUGGAAAAUGUUUUCCUCCAGUUGGCUGACCUGCACGCCCGUCUCGGCUGUCAGCUUCUUCAAAUUGGAUCCGCCCAGCCCUAGGAACUUUGCUCUCUUGUGCGCCGGUACUUCGAUUCGCUCAGACACAGGCCAGUUGUCUUUGUGUUUUCUUGAAAUAAAUCAGAUUUUUAACUUAAUUUGUUCAAAAAAUUAAGAGGUUUGGUACCUGGGGAAUUUGAUUCUCUCCUCCAUAAUGUCGAUAAUAAAAGAUUUUGCCUCAGUGGCUUGCUGCAGCGCUUCCAUCACGAUUUUCAGGGGCAAGCCGGGGAUUUUGAUAUCAGCCUGGAGCGCGGUGAUGCCUUUUUUCGUGCCGGCCAGCUUGAAGUCCAUGUCCCCCAAGUAAUCCUCGAUGCCC